CUUGAAGUGUUUAUUGGACUGAUUAUUGCCAUAUCAUGUUGUGGCAGAUUAUGAAGCAGAAGAGGAUGAUAGGAUACUUGAUUCUGAUACAACUGGCCAGAUGCUUUCGAGGUCCCAACAGUGGGAUAAUAAUAUUGCUGCUAAAAUUGCUAAAUUUACUACAACUUUUGAGAAGCAAACACUUGCCUUCAACAUAAUAUCGCAGAAGAGAAGUUUGGGGGAAUUUCGGUCCGAGGAGAGACUGAUGAUUGAACAGGCACUUCUUCAAGAGAAAAAACGGGCUCUGAUAGACUUAAGAGCUGAAUUAGAAUCCAGGGAGAAAGCUGGUCGUGAAGCCCACGAGGCUAAACUACGAAUGGCUGCAAUGUAUCAAGCUGAGCAGCAGGCAAGGGCUGAUUCACAAUCUCAUGCUGAAAUGAUGUCUCGAGCCCCCAUAAGAGGGAGUGCACUUGGUUCCCAAGGCAGUGACGUGAUUGGUGGCCAUGACCUAGGAGAUCAGGAUCACAGUGAAAUGAUGAAUGGGUGGGGAAACAAUGCACAGAGAGAUGAGAAGGAGCCGUCUGAGGAUUUCUUGAAUGACGAAGCUGAGAAUGGUGAAACUGGCACGCCCGAUGGCUGGCGUGAGGUUGCUGAAUUUGAUUUAAAUGCUAGGUGAGAUGUUUGAAUAAAACCAUUUGAGAUAGUUUUAAUUAUGUGUAAGGAUAGCUAUCCAUUUCAAAAAAGCAUUUUCCUAUGUAUGUAUCUACAAGUUAAUAUUCUCGAGAUUACUGUUUUCUCAAAUUUACAGGGGCUGAAACAAGAAAACUAUUGAACAAGUAUUAGAUUGGAUGAA
Lathyrus oleraceus (garden pea) is the source of this 832-nucleotide messenger RNA. RefSeq lists its product as uncharacterized. The transcript is spliced from 2 exons. Lineage: Eukaryota; Viridiplantae; Streptophyta; Magnoliopsida; Fabales; Fabaceae. Gene Ontology annotation, biological process: positive regulation of DNA-templated transcription. The record is from RefSeq and is a predicted model, not a curated record. Bases 101 to 655 code for a protein of 184 amino acids. Gene Ontology annotation, cellular component: SWI/SNF complex.